Molecule: messenger RNA, 2437 nt
Organism: Papilio polytes (common Mormon)
Lineage: Eukaryota; Metazoa; Arthropoda; Insecta; Lepidoptera; Papilionidae
Product: Kv channel-interacting protein 1
Exons: 7
Coding region: 605-1240 (211 amino acids)
Molecular function (GO): calcium ion binding
Source: RefSeq, a predicted model, not a curated record
CCCGGGCAGACGUGGUCGUGUGUAAGGCGGUAUUGAUUUAUCGUCAACGCCUCUACUAAACAAAUGUAAUACGCGACACUUAAAAUGUCCUCUUCAAUACAUGAAUAAACAGCGUGCAAAAACAUCUAUCCGGUUACAUAAAUGCUAAGAAAAGUGAUAAAUUUACGUUCAAAAUCCCGGACUACAUCUAGGAUCUGAUUAGAGUGAGAGAGUUGCACGGAAAAAGGAUAGGUUGAACGGCGCCCACUCGAUGUUUUAAUAAAUAGAUAAUUAAAAAAAAUGCGACCGAAUGCUUUUGCCUUUUAAAAUUAAAAAGUUUAAAGAAUGUGACGAAUCAGUGCUUUUUAAUUGUUCUUUGACUGCUUGCCCCUGUUCAUCCAUUCGAAUUCCUGCCUUUUACCUUCCAAGAAACACUAACUCGUAAUUUAAAUGGAGUAAUCUCCCGCCAUCGAUGACCUCGAGCUGUCAAAUUAAAAAGUUAGCGCGCCAAAUAUUAUCAUAGAUUAAAAAUAAAAAAUAAACGCCAGUGUGAUUAAUGGCGGAUUAGAAAUAGUGUUAUAUUAUGUUGUGAUUAUUAGUGUUGUGGUAAAAAUAUUCAGUGACGAUGGCAACUCCACCGGAAUCCCCGGUUGAGGAACACGCUUACGAAUUAGAACCCAGCAGAACCCCGAAACCUAUACCAGUUGCAUUGGAGGAAUUAUGCAGACAGACAAAAUUCUCGAAACAAGAAAUCAGAGUCAUGUAUAGAGGGUUUAAAACGGAGUGUCCAGAGGGCGUGGUUCACGAAGAGUCAUUCAAAGAUAUUUAUGCCAAAUUCUUUCCACAUGGAAAUUCAGCACUAUACGCGCAUUAUGUCUUCAAAGCGUUCGAUGUUAACUGCAGCGGGGCAAUCAGCUUUAGAGAGCUACUGGUCACGCUAUCCACGUUGCUCCGAGGUUCUGUCUACGAGCGACUACGUUGGGCGUUCAGGCUGUACGACGUUGACGGUGAUGGUGCGAUUACAAGACAGGAGCUUGCUGAAGUCGUGGUGGCUGUCCAUGAGCUGUUGGGCAGACGUGCGCCACCUGGCUCGCCUGCUGCCAGACUGGAUGAUGCUAAGGCAAACGAACAGGUGGAUAGGGUGUUCAGGAAGCUGGACUUGAACCAGGACGGGGUGAUCACCAUCGAGGAGUUCCUGGAGUCGUGCCUCAAGGAUGACGUCAUCACGCGAUCGCUGCAGAUGUUCGACACGGCGCUAUGACGCCAGACUGACCCAGCGCACACGCGCGUCGCUGCCAGGAGUGUGGUGAAGCGCGCGGCGUACUGCCGCUGCCGCCGUGCUGGCGGAGAGCGCGGGGGCGCGGCGUGGCGCGCGGCCGCCGCAUUGGCUGAAUGCGCGCGUUGCCUCGCCGCCUUCGAUCACUUCUACCGACGCGUGCUCAUGCCCAAGAUCAAAAGCGUCAUGUUUUUCCAUUUCUAGGUUAGGUUUACGUCAAAAAGCGCGGGAAAUCUACAUGCUGUCAACUGAUUUUUAUUGUAUUUUUUUAAUAAGUUUAACGUUUUGAGCCAGUAUUGAACAAUGAAAAGGUUGUUUUGUUUUUAUUAUCGUUUUAAAAUUUUAAGUUAGCAAUUCAUUACACUAAAAGAAACUACACAAUUGAACUAAUUUUGUUGUUUUUUUCUGUAAACAAAAGAAAGGUUUACAAUACAUUAUCCUUGGAUAUUAAAAAUAUAGAAGGUUAACAACUAGUUGAUGUUUAACGCUGUUUUAGGUUAGAAACUUUUGAUUUCAACCAUAUUCCUACAUUUUAAUAUUCUAGUGUAACUUAAUAUCUAUGGUAUAUUUUUAAUCUAUGGUCGUAAUGAGUGUUGGUAGGAAUACGGGAAAGGUUUAGUGUAGAAAGGAUUUGAAAGGGAAUUGAAAAGCAGCGACUGCUGUAAUAUUAUUGCAUUUUAACACGUGAUAAUUAUUUAUUCUAAAAUGAGGCAAGUAUCAAGUUUGAUCGGUCGCUCUGGUCUUUUGCGUUCCGAUUCACGAAUGAGAUGACACGAAUUCUAAAAAUACUUCAUAAAAACUUCACUUCAUUUUUCUUUUCUAAAAUCAAAACAGGGUAUUUGCCGCUUUAUUCAAAGCGAGUACUUUAUAAAUUAUUUGAACAGACACCAAUCAACGAUAUUCAAAUUUUGGAUGCGCUUAAGAAGUAUUUUUGAGAAUAAUAUUAUUUUUACGUAAUUUUGUGCACCGAAUUCUGAAAUGGCAACAUUUGGUAAUGUCAUAUUCGAAUAAUCCGCACAAUUUUUCAUUUCUCCACGUUUUAAGAUAUUUUGAGGUUAUAAAAUUACAGAAAAUGAUGAACACAAAAGAGACGAAAUAACUAGACUUUUUAGCCGUUAUUGACUUAUUAAACAUGUGAACCGAAAUUCAUAUUUAAUUCAAAUUAUCUAGAUAAUUGUAAUU